GCAGCCUCUCACACAGGCACACAAGUUUUUUUUUCUUCUUCAUUUUUUUUAUUGCUCAUAUUCACAGAGGUUUGGACAGAGCGAGAGUAGAGGGGGGAUACUGCGCGCAGACACUCACCACUCUCCGCUCGGUGACGACACAGCACACAGAGCAACGACCAUCAGGCCACCGGGUUUUCCAUUUAGUCUCGACAGCAUCAUAAAAAACGGGGCAGAUCUGGACACCUCUUCGGUUUGGGCGUUAAUUUUGCACCGUUAUUAUUAUUGUUAUCAUUUAUUUUUGGAGGAGGAGGAGAAGGAGGGGAGGGCAGAGAAGACGCGAAGCUGCGCAGUGAAUCAGAUGGUUCCACUUUCUCCGGUUUGACUUUGUCUGCUGUUCAAGACUGGUGGAGGUAUCCCAGAGGAGAAGGAGGGAGAGCGAGUUAUUUAAGGAUUCUAUUUCUGCUGUAAAUCGCAGUUCAGGAACUAUAUUUUAAGGAGGAAUCGACUUCCACUUGGAGGCAAAUAAAGCCUAAACAGAGAGGCAUUCAAGGGGAGAGGGAAAAAAAUAGAGACUGUCAGCUCAGACAUGGAGGUCGCAGCGGCAGAUCAGUCUCGGUGGAUGGCGCACCAUCAUGCUGUGCUGAACGGUCAGCACCCGGACUCUCACCACCACAGCCUGAGUCACAACUACAUGGAGCCCAUGGCGCCUUUACUGCCACAGGACGAGGUUGAUAUGUUUCUGAACCACUUGGACUCUCAAGGGAACCCCUACUACACCAACUCCCGAGCAAGGGUCACCUACAGCCAAGCACACGCUCGCCUCACUGGGAACCAGGUCUGCCGGCCACACCUCAUCCACAGCCCCGGUAUUCCCUGGCUGGACCCCGGGAAAGCAGCUCUGUCUGCUGCACACCACCACAACGCAUGGGCGGUCAGCCACUUCAGCAAACCCGGCCUUCACCCCGCCGGCUCCGGCUACCCCUGCAGUAGCAGCACCGGCACCGCUCCGGUGUCUUCGCUCACUCCAGCGUCGCAUUCCAGCCCGCACCUGUACAGUUUCCCCCCUACCCCUCCCAAAGACGUGUCCCCGGACCCCGGCCCUACCUCUCCGACCUCCACCUCAACCAGGAUGGACGAGAAGGAGUCGAUAAAGUACCAAGUGCAGCUGACGGACGGCAUGAAAAUGGAGAGCUGUAGUCCGCUCCGCAGCGGCCUGGCCUCGAUGAACAGCCAGGCCCCAGCCACGCAUCACCCUAUCCCAACCUACCCGGCCUACUCUCUCCCUACACCCCACGAAUACGGCGGUAGUCUCUUCCAUCCCGGCAGCCUGCUCGGCGGGUCCUCGUCCAGCUUUACGCCCAAAUGCAAAAGCAAAGCCAGAUCGAGCUCAGAGGGCCGUGAAUGUGUAAACUGUGGUGCCACGUCCACCCCGCUGUGGCGGCGGGACGGUACCGGCCACUACCUGUGCAACGCCUGCGGACUGUACCACAAGAUGAACGGCCAGAACCGACCACUUAUCAAGCCCAAACGGAGACUGUCCGCUGCUAGACGUGCAGGCACCUGCUGUGCAAACUGCCAGACCACCACCACCACCCUUUGGAGGCGCAACGGGAACGGAGAUCCGGUGUGCAACGCCUGCGGCCUUUACUUUAAACUGCACAAUGUCAACAGACCUCUGACCAUGAAGAAAGAAGGCAUCCAGACACGCAACCGCAAGAUGUCCAGCAAGUCCAAGAGGAACAAACGAUCAGGGGACGGCUUUGACGAGCUCUCCAAAUGCAUGCAGGACAAGGCCUCUCCCUUUGGUGGUGCGCCCGGCCUCGCCAGUCAUAUGACCCACAUGGGUCACCUGCCCCCCUUCAGCCACUCGGGACACAUGCUGCCAACGCCCACGCCCAUUCACCCUUCAUUCGGUCACCCCCACCACUCCAAUCGCUCGCCGGUCUGGGCUGAGCCUCACUGAGGCCUUUUCAGACCCAGAGCCCCCUUCGCCUGUAGGAGUCAUCACAUCGCCAUAAACACUAAAUGGCCUCCCGAGUCACGUCGACAGCUGAGCAGCCUUGUUUCGUGUACAGUGGUUGUAGGGAAAAGACUUUCAGUCGGACUUGAUGACUUAAGGCUGCGUCAUGCCUGACUUCACUGAUGAGCCGCUGCGGAGAGCGAGACUUAAGUGGACUCUGUGAAGAGCUAAUGUGAGGAGGGGUUCGUUAGUCCUUGGGUGACAGGGGCUAGCAGGAUUGGAGAUGUUUGUCAUUCUUUUUUUGCUUAUUUUUUACUAAGUCACUUUGGUACCCACCUCUCCUUGAUCCUGCAACAGGAAACUCAUGAGAGGGCUUAAAAAGAACCGCUGUUUUCACCUCACGACCAUCUCAUUAUAUACUGAGACACACGCGCCCUGUCCAUCCCCAGGCUGUCGUUCACGACUGCUCCUCAGUGCUGGAAGUCUUCAGACUGGCUAAACAGACUGCCGCAGAAGUCAUGUGCCCCAACCAACAGUACACCCCAAAACCAGUGCCCCUCUAACAUGCUGGAUUGUACACACCACCUGUUUUUGAUAACAGAGUUUUAUGAAAACAAAGCAAACAAACAAACAAAAAAACGCAGUAAAUAGAGUGUUUAUAAAUGCUUAAUUGCUAUUAUUGUUGUUAUAUUGUUAUAAUUAUUGCUACGAUAAUUUAUUUUCACUCUUUAAGCUUUCGUCCAACACACGGAAAACGUCUGAUUUUAAUUUUGUGGUUAUUAUGUAAAGAAAACACUGACCUGUCUUAGAUGAAAAAGUCCCUGAGCUGUACGUUUUUAUCAUUUUUCCAUCUCACACAGAAAAGGAAAUAAAGUUUAAUACUGAGGUAAGAUCUGUCUCUAUCCUUAUACGCUGCACACAUUCCAACUGACAAAGAGAAGAAAAAUACAGCGUGACCACUCCUUGCCUUUAAAAAACAACAACUUCUAUACCUGAGCCCAGUUUGUUUUUAAACUACUCCUGCUAUGUUGGUGGAUUU
This is a messenger RNA of Pelmatolapia mariae (spotted tilapia), 2981 nucleotides long. RefSeq names its product GATA binding protein 2a (gene gata2a). Gene Ontology annotation, molecular function: zinc ion binding; RNA polymerase II cis-regulatory region sequence-specific DNA binding; DNA-binding transcription factor activity, RNA polymerase II-specific. The coding region runs from base 569 to 1945 and encodes 458 amino acids. NCBI's taxonomy places the organism in Eukaryota, Metazoa, Chordata, Actinopteri, Cichliformes, Cichlidae. Gene Ontology annotation, cellular component: nucleus. The record is from RefSeq and is a predicted model, not a curated record. Gene Ontology annotation, biological process: positive regulation of angiogenesis; cell fate commitment; negative regulation of transcription by RNA polymerase II. The transcript has 6 exons.